Molecule: messenger RNA, 1191 nt
Organism: Helianthus annuus (common sunflower)
Lineage: Eukaryota; Viridiplantae; Streptophyta; Magnoliopsida; Asterales; Asteraceae
Exons: 2
Coding region: 1-1191 (396 amino acids)
Source: RefSeq, a predicted model, not a curated record
AUGGAUGCUUUGUUAAAUAUGCAAAAAGAAUCUCACAAUGACGUUAAGGAGAUAAAGAAGACAAACGAGAUUCGGGACAAAGCACAUGAGGCUUUGGCAAAGCAAGUGGGCCAACUCGCGGAGGAAAUGGCUCAAAUAAGGGGAAGCAUGGGAAAGCUUCCAAGUGACACCACGGUGAACCCUAAACAUCAAAGUUCAAGCACGGGCAAUGUGAGGAAUGUGCAUAUUAGCACGGUAAGUCUUCUUUCAAAUGAUGAGGUUUGUGGUAGUGUUGAAAGCAUUCCACCACCACAAUGUGUUGAUGGUGUAAUGGGACAUACAAGAGACGAGUCGGAAAAUAAAAAUGAACAAGAAACGAUUUCACAAGUUAAAAUUGAGAAAAUGAAUAAAAAGUCUUUUUGUGAAAAUUGUUUAAAUCAAAUUAAACCAAUUAAUGCAUCACAAGUUGAGGAACGGUACCCACCGAAGGACAAGGGGUGGGAAAAUUUUAAACAAGCAAAAAUUAAUUUACCGUUACUAGAUGACAUUAAAAAGGUUUCGGCUCAUGUGGAAUGCUUAAAGGAGUUAAGCAUCAAAAAACGACACAACAAAUUACCCAAACCGGUUGAUUUGAUAUCUCAUGUGAGUGUCGUUUUAUCGAGUGCCUUUCCCCAAAAAGCCCAAGAUCCGGGAGACCCUCUUAUUCCAAUUCAAAUUGGAACAUUUAAAAUCGAGAGGGCGCUCCUCGAUCUUGGAGCUUGUGUGAGCAUUUUACCCGGGAGUUUGUAUGACCAAUACAAUUUUGGUCCAUUAAAAAAAUUUGAUACUCCCGUGGUAUUGGCCGAUCAGACUCCCACGCAUCCACGAGGGAUGGUGGAAGAUGUGAUUGUUAAGGUAGAUGAUUGCUACUACCCAGUUGACUUUUUGGUAGUAGAUUAUGCUGGAUGUGUUGAGGACACCCAACCGAUAGUCAUACUGGGUAGACCGUUCCUUGCAACAGCUAAUGCCAUAAUAAAUUGUGCAACAGGAACGGUUUGGAGAAACAAAGAAGAAAACGGUCAAGAAGAAAAAAAGGCAAAAAAGUCACCUCUAGAAAAGAAGAAGGAAGAGGAGGUGAGGAAGUUUGGACCGUUUGGCAACAAAUGGUACGAAUCACGGGUGGGUGAUUUCGAGGAGCUCGUGGACGGCAAGCACGCCAUUCGACCACCAUGA